AUAUAUAUAUACAUAUAUAGUGUACCCUUUUGCCGUCCGCAAAGGAGUCGGGCGGAUUUUCUAGCGUCUGGUACCUACACGGGAAUGAGUGACAGUUUUAAAGGAAAAAACAUAGGUAUACUACUAUGAGAAAAGGAAAAAUCGCUCAGAAAUCCUCGUCCUAGUUCGUCAUCUGUAUAUCCAUCGUAUUACGAUAUAUAAUAUUAUACAGCAUAUUAAAGUACACGCAGACCGACCGAUCGCUUGUCCGCCGCACUACUCGCGCGCGUGUUUAUUGUGUUAACGCGAAAGUGAGAGUUUGGGUUCCUUCCGGUUUCGGCCGUCCGUAAGAGAACAAAAUAAAAUACUAUGAUUUACGCCAGUAGGAUUCAAUUUGGAUUACCAUCAUGUACGCCACGGCCAAAUGAUGUAUGAUACUGACUCUGAGUGCGGCAAUGCCGCACCACUGACCCUGCACUAUGGCAACCACCACGUGUACCUGAUGGCGGAAAUCCAACAAGCUGGCGAUGAGCAUUCAGACAUGGAUCUGAUGUGUGAGCAGGGCGUCACCAUUCGGGCCCACUCUCUGGUGCUAGCUUCCGUCAGUCCGCUUGUUCGGCGACUACUCAAAGAAGAUAACGUGUGCAUGUACCAUAACCUGGUGCUUCAGUUCCCGGAAAUCAAGGAGUCACACAUGAAAACGGUGCUGGACUUUAUUUACACCGGACAGGCUAGCGUAUUGGAAAAUGAAUUCGACGAGGUGGUUAGCUUAUUGAACUUGUUGGAGAUUCGAUCAGACACGUGGCAAAGGGCUAUGUACGAGUCGGCAUCGUCAUCGUCACCACCACCACCCGGACAACCGCCGUCAGCUGCGUCAUCGGACUUGUCUGCAAGGACGGAUCCAGAAAAUCUGUCACCAACGUCCCGAUGUGAAGUACACCCCAAAAAGCGACGGAGACGGUCAUCCGUACCCGUAAAUUUGUCCAUCGACACGAAAAAUGACGAGGAUACGUCCGUUACCCAAUCUAACUGGCGGGUAUCUAAAUUCGAAGAGAGCCACCGGAAGUUGAGGAGGCGAAGCAGUUCGCCGUUCGAUGACUAUGCCCACCACCACGAACGUGAAUACCACCACAACGGUUUCCAACCAUUCCCGAAACGUGAACCACACUGGGUCGAAACUGAAUACCGGAGUUCGCAACUUCAGUACAGUUGUGAGGUAAACUUACCGUACAUGGACUCGGCGGAACCAAACUUAGAUCCCGAGAUCGAAGAGACAAAUGAUUCGGACAGCAAGGACGCAAGGCUGAAUCCCGCCGACUACGUGGUGACUCCGAGAAAACGAAAGAAACAGCCUGGCUUCCAGAACUCUCCAGCCCAGAACCCACCGUUCGUGCCCAUGUACUUCCACGAGAUGGCGUUCAGGCACCAGAAGAUCACGCAAUCACUCAGCUCCUUUGUGCAUCAUCCAUUCGGGUCCACACCACAGCCACCGCUGACCCAGCCACGGACCACGGACGACGGUGAUCGAGACACUCCACCGCACAGGACACCCAUCUACAUGGGCCGGUCCAGAUCUCAGGACUCCGGCGUGUACAGACCGCCACCGCCGCAGCCCCAGCUGCAACCACCACCGCCACCACCAUCAGACGACUGCAGUCCACCUCCACCGUCCGGACAGUCAACCCAGUCGUCAUCAUUUGGCAGUUUCUCUGAAAACGGGUCACCUUGGAAACCAUCGCCUGACGUGAAACCGAUGUCGCUGUCGUCCGAACCGGCGGCGGAAGUGCAGCACCAGCACCAGGCGCACCAGCACAGCUCGCCAGCGUCCGCGGCCGGACCGGCGUCCGCGGCGUCGUCGUCCGACACGGAGGACAAGUCGUCGGGUUGCGCGGGCGGAGCGGGCCGCGAGUACAAGUGCACUUACUGCGGCAAGCAGUUCGGCAUGAGCUGGAACCUGAAAACGCAUCUGCGGGUGCACACGGGCGAGAAACCGUUCGCGUGCCGCCUGUGCGUGGCCAUGUUCAAGCAGAAGGCGCACCUGCUCAAGCACCUUUGCUCGGUGCACAGGAACGUCAUAUCGCCCGGCACCAGCGCGGCGGACCAGGAGACGGCGGCCGCGUUCAACUGUUGCUUCUGUCAGAUGACGUUCGACACGCUCCAGCAGCUGGUCCGCCAUUUUUCGGGGCCGCACAACAACUUACUGCUCACCAAAAACCUGAACGCCUGACGCGCGCCGGCCCAAAUUUUUUUCUCCUCGCCGGGCGGCGCUCUGUCCCGUGUCGCCGAUUUUUUUUCUAAUAAUGACGAUAAUACAAUAUUAUCGUCUGUUAUUAUUUGCGUAAUACAAAUUUUCAGCGGACAAGACGUGUACCUCUAUAUU
Melanaphis sacchari is the source of this 2359-nucleotide messenger RNA. Its product is annotated as transcription factor Ken 1-like. The coding region runs from base 404 to 2206 and encodes 600 amino acids. The record is from RefSeq and is a predicted model, not a curated record. The transcript has 6 exons. Gene Ontology annotation, cellular component: nucleus. Gene Ontology annotation, biological process: regulation of transcription by RNA polymerase II. NCBI's taxonomy places the organism in Eukaryota, Metazoa, Arthropoda, Insecta, Hemiptera, Aphididae. Gene Ontology annotation, molecular function: protein binding; RNA polymerase II cis-regulatory region sequence-specific DNA binding; DNA-binding transcription factor activity.